Pochonia chlamydosporia 170 is the source of this 1749-nucleotide messenger RNA. Its product is annotated as cytochrome p450 monooxygenase protein. Bases 1 to 1749 code for a protein of 582 amino acids. The transcript has 2 exons. Gene Ontology annotation, molecular function: monooxygenase activity; heme binding; iron ion binding. The record is from RefSeq and is a predicted model, not a curated record. NCBI's taxonomy places the organism in Eukaryota, Fungi, Ascomycota, Sordariomycetes, Hypocreales, Clavicipitaceae.
AUGGCAGCUCAGAGCGAAGCGUUAUUAGUGAGCUGGCCGUCGCUGGCCAAUCCACAAUGGAUAACCUGGACCCUGAUAGCUGUUUCUAUUUUGACAUUAUUGCUACACGGACUUAAGCGACUGCAACCUAAGCCAUUACCUGGAAUCCCGUACAACAGAGGUAUUGGCAUUCUAGGUGACUUGCCAGAGAUGAGGGAAGCUUUCAACAACGGAGGUGCACGAACUUGGAUGUGGAAUAUGGCCAAGAGACACAACUCCCCUAUAGUACAAAUGUUCUUCCCGCCAUUCAAAAAGUCUUCGGUUAUUAUAGUGGACUAUCAUGAGGCGUAUGAUAUCCUUGUUCGACGCACCAAAGAAUUCGAUCGCAGUACUCGCAGCACAGAGAUGUUCAACACGGUGAUACCAAAUCAUCACAUUUCAAUGAAGUCAUCCGAUCAUAGGUUUAAGGGAAACAAGGAGCUUAUCAAGGACUUGAUGACUCCGUCGUUUCUUUCCAACGUUUCUGCGCCAGCUAUUUAUAACAAAGUGACGGAGCUUAUUGAUCUGUGGGAGUUCAAGAUGGAUGCCGGGUACGGCCGCCCCUUUGCUGCCUUCCAAGACAUUGCUGAUGCCACUGUCGAUAUUAUCCUCGCCGUAUCCUUUGGGUUCGAAGAUCGCCACAGUGUCAUGAGACGAUACGUAGAGUCACUUGCCUCGGAACCAAAACCUCGCGCUUCAACUGAUCCAAUGGAGCCUGUGGAAUUCGCACGGCCGCCUCAUUCCCCAGAUAUCGACGACUUAGUUACUGUGAAUAAGAGCUUACACGUUGCAAUAACGUCCCCCAUACCCAGUUUACAUCAUUGGAUUUUGAAGAAGACGAAAUGGAGGAAAGCAUUUCGCCGCAAAGAGGAAAUCGUAACCGAGGAAAUUAACAAGGCGGUCAAGAGGCUUGCGGUUGGCGACGGCAGUGACUCAAGUGGCAAGUCAGCAAUGGACCAUAUGCUUCUGCGAGAGAUGUCGGCGGCUCGUAAAGCUGGAAGAGAGCCUCUUCUUGGAUUUCUUAUCGGUGGCUCAGAGACGUCCGCUUCCGCAUUUGGCUGGGUCUUGAAGUUUCUCGCGGAUAACCAAGAUGCGCAAGCCAAACUUCGACGUCAACUAUGUGUAUCGUAUGCUGAGGCCAGGGCCGAGAAGCGCCAGCCAACUGUGUCCGAGAUUGUGCAUAACGCGGCGCCCUACUUGGAUGCUUUCAUUGAAGAGUCUCUUCGCUGCACGAAAACGCUCCCUGUUCUGAUGCGACAAGCUACAGUUGACACCUCUAUUCUGGGAUAUCAUAUACCAAAAGAUACAACGAUAAUUAUACUCUCUCGCGGUGCCUCCAUCACCGAGUCUGCGAUCCAAGUUCCAGAUGACAUACGAUCAAAGUCCAGCUUGGCUACCCGCGAGAGAGUACCAAACUGGAAUGACAAUGAAAUAACACAAUUUAAGCCCGAGCGUUGGAUCAAGACAAAAGAGCAGACAGGCGGAACUGCAGAGUUUGACAACAUUGAGUUUGACACCUGCGCAGGGCCAAUGCUAACUUUUGGCGGCGGCCCAAGAGGUUGCUUCGGCAAGCGACUUGCGUAUUUAGAGCUGCGAAUAAUGCUGACGCUCUUGGUAUGGAAUUUUGACUUUGAGCAGUGUGCGCCGGAGUUGAGCUCUUACGAAAGCAUCGACAUAUUCACAACAAUGCCACGCCAGUGCUAUGCCAAGCUCAGGAAGACACUGCUGUAA